Molecule: messenger RNA, 2718 nt
Organism: Chilo suppressalis (striped riceborer)
Lineage: Eukaryota; Metazoa; Arthropoda; Insecta; Lepidoptera; Crambidae
Source: the annotation of a GenBank genome assembly
AUGGGACAUUGUGUUAAAUCUUUGCCACGGUACCAACGUUUGACGCAUCACCGCGGUUGUCGGUUUAAAUCCCGCACUCGUAUUUUGAAUUUUUUAUUAUUAUUUUUCCUGGUAAACUGUGGAGCUUAUGGAAGUUUUUUGGCGCCGGGCAAUGCUGUUGUUUGCUGUGCUUGGCCAAUAAAAUAUAAUAAGGCCUGCCUCGCCAUCCCGAAAAAGUCGCGUGUCAGCAAAGACUGGAUAUCACCGAACUGCAAGAAGAGCACACGCAGGGGUGACAACACGCAUACGCCUGUAAAGGGUAUCAGCGAAUUUUCCGAGCCCGAAAAACCGGUUGCUGCACGGGAACCCGUUGACCUGGCCAGUGGCUCUUCAAAGGAAGAUGAGGUCCAGGGUAAGGCCAAGGAGAACGCCGCCGGAAAUAAUCACACCAGUGAUAUAAAAAGUUUGCUGGCCGGGGGACAGUCCCAUACAAUUAAAUUUUCCACAAAGAAAGUAAACACUGUUUCUUCAUAUGGCACCUGCAGACCAUUCUUUAAACAGCUUAAGCUGCUGACGCUACCUUGCGUGUACAUUUUUGAGAAAUGCACCGGCGCCCGUGGCUCCCAGGAGUCUGGCGGCGUGGGUUUAGGGUCGACCUUCGCUCGCACUCUGCCGCCGGCCUACAAGGUCAGCAAGUCUGUGGUGGCGCUCCUGAAGGCCUUCGGAUGGUCCAAGUUUGCCAUCGUGGUCGGGGACGCUGUCACCGCCGCUGCUCAGCAAAUGGCUGCUAUCAAAGAAUUCGCCCAGUCAAAUGGAAUGGUAGUCACUACGGAGCAGAGUUUCGCCGACUACAUACCGCUGCACAUCUCUGAAAUGGAAAGAAUCGUCGACCAGACAUAUGACAAGACUAGAGUAUACGUAUUCCUUGGUGAGCAUAUCGCUCUGGUGGACUUCGUCAGCGUGCUUCAGCGCAGGGGACUCCUGGACAAAGGGGAGUACGCGGUGGUAGCUGUGGACGACGAAAUCUAUGACCCCAGCAACACCGCAAUCACACACGCAGAUCAUCUCGGUCAGAACAGUAGCAGCGACAUUCUAGCGUUCCGUGCAGUGCUGAAAUUGACACCUUCUUUCCCCACCAAUCCGCACUAUGAGGUGCUGUGCCAAAUGAUCCGUGAACUGUCUGCGGCGCCGCCAUUCUGCGUGCCCAACUAUCACAAACUAUUUGAGGAUAUCUCGGUGCCAAUCGAAGCUGCACAUCUGUACGACGCUGUCACCCUGUGGGCGCGGGCUGCAACCGCUGCCAUGAGGUCUGGUCUGCAGCCCACCGACGGAGCGUCUCUCAUGAAGCUCCUCAAGCCCACCACCUACCGAUCCGUGCAGGGAUUCGAUAUAAAUAUGGACAGCGCCGGCGAUGCUGAAGGCAACUUCACAGUCAUCGGCCUAGUUGCUGAUGACGCAGCCCCAGGCGGAUGGAGCGCGCAGCCGGUGGCCACCUUCCGCUAUGCAAACUCUUCGGAUUUGCUGCCGGAACUGGUCGGCGGCCAAGACAUAGCCUGGAUAGGGGGACAGCCGCCAGUCGCUGAACCGGCCUGCGGUUUCAGCGGAGCGAAGUGCUCUCUGCCCCAUGACCCCGUCGUGUUAUCCGCUGUGGCAGCCGUUGUAGCUGCUGCGCUCCUGGCAGCAGCGCUACUAGUGCGCCACUACAGAUACGAGCAAAAGCUCGCGUCAGUGCUAUGGAGGAUCGAAGCGAAGGACCUGACCUACAUAUCGACUUGCAGCAAUGACAAGCCCAACUUGCCUCAGGAGAUCGACACCAAACGGGCUCACACCACCGUCGCACUGUACAGAGGAAACAUCGUGGCCGUCAAACGACUUCGCAAGAAGAGCAUAGACAUCACGAGAGCUAUCAAGAAGGAACUGAAACAGAUACGUGAACUUCGUCACGAGAACUUGACUGCAUUCGUUGGGGUUUGCGUGGAGAGUGGCGCGGCUUGCAUCGUCUCCGCUUACUGCUCGAGAGGAUCAUUAGCCAGGGUGCUGGCUGACAGAGACCUGCAUCUGGACGACAUGUUCGUGGCCAGCCUGGUCGCGGAUUUGUUGAGGGGGCUGACUUAUCUACACGAGUCGCCCCUGGGGUCACAUGGCAACUUGACGUCGAGCAAUUGCCUGGUAGAUAGCAGAUGGGUCCUCCAGAUAUGCGAUUACGGCCUGCACAAUUUAAAGAGUGGCUGUACAGACGCCGAAGAUGCUUUGCGGAUGGAGAGACGUAUGCUGUGGAGGGCACCAGAGUUCCUCAGGGACCCCAAUCUCCCCCCCAGGGGUUCCCAGAAGGGCGAUGUGUACUCCUUCGGGAUCAUACUGUACGAAAUAUUGGGCAGGAACGGUCCGUGGGGCGACACCAACCUGACUAAUGCUGAAAUAAUCGGAAGAGUGCGACAGCCUAUCGGAGGGAUACUGUUCAGGCCGCCGCUGAGCGGUUUGCAGGCAAGACCGUCCGUGCUGGCCGUCCUCAACGCAUGUUGGAGCGAGCGGCCUGACCGGAGGCCGGACCUGAGACUGGUCAGACUCAGGCUGAAAGACAUGCACGCCGGCAUGAAGACGAACAUAUUCGACAACAUGCUGUCUAUGAUGGAGAAAUACGCUUCCAAUCUAGAAGAGUUGGUAGCAGCGAGAACUGGACAAUUAUUACAAGAGAAAAGGCGAACCGACGAUUUGCUGAACAGAAUGCUACCAAGGUAA